CUUUUUUCUCACUUAAUCUCUUCCGUUGAAUUUUUAUGGCACCAAUUAUCGCCUUUCAAUUUUCUCUCUUCUCCCCAGUCACUUUCUUUCUUCUUAGUUGGAUGGAUUAAAUUUGAGCGGCUUCUUGUUUGGAUGCUGAGAAAAGCGGGUUUUUCUUUCUCUUCUCUGUUUCUUGGGCUUAAUUUUGACUUGAGAAUUCACUGAACUCAGAAACAAAAAUUCAAUCUUCUUCCAAUUCCCAUUAUUUUUCUCUGCUCUGGCUGCGGAUGGACACUUCUCUGUAUCACUGAAGUGAAUUUUUUUAAUCAGAGAAAGAGAGAGAAAAGAAAAUGGCCUAUGCACAUGGGUUUGCUCCAAUAUUCAAAUUGGGUUUUGUGUUUUCUUCUCUUUCACCAUCACAACAGAGUUACCCUUUGAUGUUUCCCGCGUCACACUGUGGAUUUUCCCUCAAAUUCCUUGAUGGGGUAUCUGUCACCAGAUCCUUCAAGUUUCAAAACCCUUGCUUUGGUGCAAGACACGGUUCAAUAAGGGGUUUGAGGGCUUUGAAAUCGGUGGAACUGGACCAGUUUGUGACCAGUGACGAUGAAGAAGAUGAAAUGAGUGAAGGGUUCUUCGAGGCAAUUGAGGAGCUUGAGAGGAUGACAAGGGAACCCUCUGAUGUUCUUGAAGAGAUGAAUGAUCGUCUUUCUGCACGGGAACUUCAGCUUGUGUUGGUGUAUUUCUCCCAAGAUGGAAGGGAUUCAUGGUGUGCUUUGGAGGUGUUUGAUUGGCUUAGGAAGGAGAAUAGGGUAGAUAAGGAGACCAUGGAGCUCAUGGUUGCCAUCAUGUGUGGUUGGGUGAAAAAAUUGAUUCAUGAGCAGCACGGUGUUGGGGAUGUGGUUGACUUGCUUGUGGACAUGGAUUGUGUGGGGUUGAGGCCUGGCUUUAGCAUGAUUGAGAAGGUGAUUUCCUUGUAUUGGGAAAUGGGGGAGAAGGAAGGUGCUGUCUUGUUUGUGGAAGAGGUUUUGAGGCGUGGAAUCCCUUAUGCUCAGAAUGACAAUGAAGGCCAUAAAGGAGGGCCAACUGGGUAUCUUGCUUGGAAGAUGAUGGCUGAGGGUGAUUAUAGAGGUGCUGUUAGAUUGGUAAUUCGCUUUAGAGAAUCUGGCUUGAAGCCAGAGGUCUACAGUUACCUUGUUGCAAUGACUGCGGUGGUGAAGGAGCUGAAUGAAUUUGCCAAAGCUCUUCGCAAGUUGAAAAACUUUGCGAGGGCUGGGUUGAUAGCUGAGUUAGAUCUAGAAGAUGUUGAGCUUACGGAGAAGUAUCAAUCAGAUCUACUAUCUGAUGGAGUGCGCUUGUCUGAUUGGGUGAUUCAAGAUGGCAGCCCAUCGCUUCAUGGAAUCGUUCACGAGAGGCUCCUUGCUAUGUAUAUUUGUGCUGGUCAUGGAAUUGAGGCCGAGAGGCAGUUGUGGGAGAUGAAGCUUGUAGGUAAGGAGGCCGAUGGAGAUCUCUAUGACAUCGUUCUUGCCAUUUGUGCUUCACAGAAGGAAGCCACUGCCACUGCAAGGCUGCUGACACGGUUAGAGAUUGCAAGCUCGCCACAGAAGAAGAAAAGUCUGUCGUGGCUGUUAAGAGGGUAUAUCAAAGGUGGCCAUUUCAACGAAGCAGCAGAAACUGUCAUGAAAAUGCUUGAAUUGGGAUUCUAUCCAGAGUAUUUGGAUAGGGCUGCUGUACUGCAAGGUUUAAGGAAAAGGAUCCAACAAUAUGGAAAUCUAGAUGCUUAUAUCAAACUCUGUAAGUCCCUCUCUGAUGCUAAUCUGAUAGGUCCUUGUCUUGUAUAUUUGUAUAUAAGGAAAUAUAAACUUUGGGUUGUGAAAAUGCUAUAAAGGCUAUGAAUGUGUUGAUAGAAAAUGAAAUAGUGUGGAAUGAAAUGGCAUCAUAUUCAGUUCCAUUGUUUGGAUUAUUUAAAAUUGGAUGGAAUGGAAUGGAACAGAACAUGAAGAAAUGAAUUCCAUUCCAUUGCAUUCAGAACCUCUCUUUUUCCUCCCUUCUAAUUCGGGGAAUUAUAGGAUGGAAUGCCUAUUCUAUUAUAAAAUAUCCAAAACAUUGGAAUGGUAACUUUGUUUUAUUUCACUCUAUUCUGUUCCAUUACGUUCCAUAUUAGAUAGAAAACGAAAUGGUACUGUGCCAAGUUUACUACCUCUGGUUUUGGAGGCAUGCUUGUAUACCUCAAGCACUGAUUCUUGGUGCUUGCUUGCUUGUAUAAUUUUGUAUAGUUUUAAUGUCAAAUGGACCAAUUCUAGUGGAAGAGCAAUCUUAUAAUGAGUAUGUAAGAUUAUUAGAAUCUUCUCCGGAAUUAAUUGAUUUUGCUAUUGAUAGUUGAUGUCAUAAUAUUGUCAUUGCUUCAACUUGGAUGUUAAUACACACAAGAGCAUGAUUUUAUCUUGAGAAAUGGUUAAUGAUGCUAAGAAUACUUUUUAUCU
Molecule: messenger RNA, 2459 nt
Organism: Abrus precatorius (Indian licorice)
Lineage: Eukaryota; Viridiplantae; Streptophyta; Magnoliopsida; Fabales; Fabaceae
Product: pentatricopeptide repeat-containing protein At2g30100, chloroplastic
Exons: 2
Coding region: 330-1862 (510 amino acids)
Molecular function (GO): protein binding
Source: RefSeq, a predicted model, not a curated record